AUCACACCAUCAGUCGUGCGGGGUCUGCCAUAGAGAGAAGGUCCUCAGACACGAUACAUCUGACUCCAAGCUGACCAAGAAGGUAGACACCUACAUAAUGGGGUCACCACAACACCUGGGCAACGCUGUGAGGAGACAGGUGAUACGGACAGUAAUGCUGGCAGGUGCGAUGACCGUGUGCUGGUGGUUCAUAUACAGUAGUGGCAACAGCGUACAGCUUCUCACAGCACUGCCACAGCAUCAACAGCAAUCUGUCUCAACACCCUUUGAGAUCUUCAACACCAGCCAAGACGAGAUACAUCACGAGAGUUUGUCACGAAUUUAUGAACUGUCUCUUGAAGGUACCAAUAAACUGUCGAAUUUGGUCAACACUUUACACAGUCGAGUUGACAGAAGUGCAGAAGGUGGUGAUGUGUUGGAGGUGAACACGACAGCUCCCUCCUGGCGAUUGUGGGAUGAUGAUGACCCAGUAGACAACCCUUGUGUCAACUAUGAGACGAGGUUCGGUUGUGGGCUGGUGCGGGUGUGGCUGACGUCCUUCCCACGCUCUGGCAAUACCUGGACGCGCUACCUGCUGGAGGCGGCGACGGGGAUCUUCACAGGCUCCGUGUUUAAUGACAAAACACUGUACCGCUCUGGGUUCCUGGGAGAGAUUGACCGUGUUGACAGUGGGAGGACCUUGGUGCAGAAGACACACGGCCUUGGUCUCUACUCCAGCGGCCUUCGUAACCUACAGGAGAGGUAUGAUGCUGCCAGCCCUAACCAGCCUACCAUCCUGCUUCUCCGUAACCCAGCCAGGGCAAUUGUCUCCUACUGGGAAUACAUAUGUGCACAAGACAAGAAGCAUACAGCCGUUGUAUCUGACAACAGGAUAUUUGACAACAAAUUUUUCCACUUGUAUGUCAAGAAGGCAAUCUCGUCGUGGGAGGAGCUGGCACUGGAUAGGUUGUUGUGGUGUAAGCAACCUCUCUAUGUCCUCCACUAUGAACACCUCGUCCAAAACACCACGUACCAGCUCCAUCAAUUAUUGGACUUUCUCGGGGUACCGGUGGAUGAGGGUAGGAUGGCCUGUGUGUCCAGCCACCCAAUGGGAGCUUUUAAGAGGAACAAUACUAAGGUGAAUGACCCCUUCACCCAGGAGGAGAAGAAGAUGAUGUCCAACACUGUCAGCAGAAUCACUCGGCUGUUGUUCGCUCUGGGCUACCCACAGCCUCCUGUCUAUGAGGGUCUGUCUUAGAUCCUUGCGUGGUGCUGUCAUUACUGCAACUUUUGGACUGCACAUAAACAUCCCAUCAGUGAAUCUUUUUUUUAACUAGAAAACAAACUAUUGACACACACAUAUACUGUACGCCAUCUACAGGAUAGGAUAAUUAAGACCACACGUUUUACUUUUAUCGUAUACAUAUAUUAUACUGGAUAAUACAUAUAUACCUGUAUAUAGUGAGCCUCAUAAUUCAAAAUAGUUCAAUGUAUACUUGAUAUACAAAUAAAGAAAGCUCUCAAGAUAUAUAUAUAUAUAUUUGUUUUGUUAUGGUAAGUGUGUAGUGAAUAUUGCUCUGUAAAGUGUUUUGGUAGCUGUGUUACACUUCUUGGGGUACAGCUGGCUGGAGAUAUUGGAAUAACUGGCUAGAUAUGGUGGUACAGCUGGCUAGUGAUGUUCAACACCCAGCUGUACUGGCUUGAUAUGGUGGUACAGCUGGCAAGUGAUGUUCAACACCCAGCUGUACUGGCUAGAUAUGGUGGUACAGCUGGCUAGUGAUGUUCAACACCCAGCUGUACUGGCU
Molecule: messenger RNA, 1784 nt
Organism: Homarus americanus (American lobster)
Lineage: Eukaryota; Metazoa; Arthropoda; Malacostraca; Decapoda; Nephropidae
Product: WSC domain-containing protein 1-like
Exons: 10
Coding region: 98-1237 (379 amino acids)
Molecular function (GO): sulfotransferase activity
Source: RefSeq, a predicted model, not a curated record